ACAAGAAUGGAUUGAUUUUCUUCAUGUAUUCAAACAGUCCACAAACCAUUAAAAACCUGUAGAGACAUGAAUUGAAGAGACAUAUAUGGCGGCCCCCAUUCAGCUGCCGAGACUACACGAUCGUGAUGGGUUGUUUGAUGAAGGAGUACGGUCAUCUAAGCGUGCAAAGUAUGCACCAGAACAAAAGUUCAGUAAACAGAGUACCUCGUUUGCUGCAUUGGAAGAAGACGAGGACGUCUUAAGACACGGGAUCAAGCCAUUCCUAAAGCUGAAACAUCCGCACACCGUAUAUCAUGCUGAUUUCAAUAAGUACUCGGAGCAGUACCUUCUGUUGGACACAACUUCCGUACAUUUCUGGACAAAAACUGGACAGUAUAUCAAGAGCUGCAAGAUCAACACAUUCUUUACAAACUUCAUCAGUGUCCCACUGAACGACUGUCUGAUUGCAUGGUCACUCAACGCGGACUGCCUGAAAAUCCUGGGUCCUGACUUCAAGUUCCUUGGUUCCGUGGAGUGUCCUAGCUCAGUGAAGAGUGUGAUCUAUAACGACAGCACUGAUGAGCUUCUGACUGGAGGGCAGGGUAAUUUCACAGUAUGGAGUUUCCGAAAGUUAAAGGCGCAGAAACUGGUUAGAAAAUCAGUGAUAAUAGUUGGUAUUGACCCAACUGAUGAGCUUCAGCAGCUAAUGGUUGAGGAUGUUAUUGGACCUGCUCAAAGAUGUUUCGCUGUAAGCUCAAAGAGAGUGUACAUAUUUGAUAUCUACGGAGGGAAGAUGUUGAUGUGUCUGGACAACCUUCACAAGCACCAGAUAACCAGCUGUAUCUUUGUCAGUAACCUCACCUACCUCAUCUCCUCCAGUAUGUCCGGCUCUAUAAAGGUCUGGGACGAGAGUUGGAGUCUGAAACACGUAUUUGUUGGGCACUGUGCCAAGGUGACCCAGCUCCUCUACUACGUACCCGACAACUGUAUCAUAUCAGCCAGUGUAGAUAAGACCAUCAGGUUAUGGAGCUUGGUCUUCCUCGACCUAAUGCAGUGUAUCCAGACCUGGUCCAUGACACUGGGGUUGGGGAUACUGCCUGAUAACAGUACACUUUACUCAUUCGGGGAUAAGGGAGUUGAGGUUUGGGAGAUAACCACUCUUCACAAGAAACUGGGGAGCACAAGUUCAGAAAUAAAGACCAUGGGCUGCACAACAAGUCCCCGAGUCCCAACCCGUCUGAUAGUGACACUAGAGGACAAGUCUCUGGCAGUCCUCUCUCCUGUGACUGGAGAAGUGUUGGAACUGUGUUACCUCCCCACCACCCCUCCUCCUCCCUCUUCUCCUUCUCUGGAGAGCAACCACACAUUCCUCACGGAGACCCACCCCCUUACUCGCCCCUCUAUGAAGGAUGUCGUGUAUAUUCCCAGUGAGGGGUUCAUUUACUGUCUCGACCAUAGUGGUGAUAUCUACGUUUUUGUUACUUCAGGUAACCCCUGUAAGUUGCUGACUGUUUGGAAGAGUACAGGGUUGGACUGUGUAUCGUGCUGUCUCACUAACUACGAGUACCUUGUGGAUGGUACACCUUACUCUGAGGCUGACCUGGACAACCUGCAGGUAGGAAUGAGAGAGGAUCUGUCAGUGAAGUUCCUGCUAGUCCAGGCUGGAGGCCAGACUAACCAGAACAUCCUGAUGGCUGGUUGUGAGGACGGCUCGCUGGUUAUGUUCAACAGAAGGUACGGUAGGAUAGACUUCAGGAUCCAGGGUCACGACUCCUCUGUGGCCCACUUAGUCAGUAACACCAUGCACAGCAGGGUGGUUAGUGCUGGAAACGAUCACGUGAUCAGAAUCUGGAGAAUGUACCCCUUCGCGGAGGAAGCACUCGCACCCAUGUUCUCUUAUUACACGGUCACAACGCCCAAGAAUCUCAUAACAGGGAUAGACAGAGUGUUUUACAGCUACGAGAAACCGGACACGUGUACGUUUAUCACAGUGAUGCACGAUCUAACGGACAAGAAAAACAAAUACCCUCAUAACCCUGAUGAUGAUCACACAGGGGCCAUUACCUGCAUCACUGUCAGCGAGAGUCAGAGGAUAUUCCUGUCUGCUAGUGUGGACAGUACCAUUAAGAUUUGGAAUCACAACAAUAAGCUGGUACGCACGCUUGUUUUGAACACAAUACCCUCUGCAAUAACAUUUGGCAACCACGAGGGAGAUAUCCUGUUGAGUAUCAAGAGCGAGAUACGGGUUGUCAAGUUCAAGACAUACCUUCCUGAGGAGUAUCUCAAACACAUGAUCGGUGUUCAGUAUCCUAUAGAGGUAAGCGAGAGGCCGGUCCCCAAGAGUCGGGGAGCUAAGGAACAGAUGUCAGAUCUAGAGUCGACCCUGCCCUCGGGUAUUCGACAAAACAGGGACCAAGUUGGAUACGUUCCUCUGUCUGAACUGAAAUAUCGGGCACAGGCUGAGACUAUCAAGAAAUCUGAGAUUGCUAAGCUCAUGCAGAGGAAUUUCGAGCUGGAGCAGCUGUCCCAGGGCAAGUACGAUAUCAAAAAGUUCAUUCGAAAGACAAAGAAGAUGAGAGAUAACGCAUUUGAGGAUUAUUUUAGACUGGUGUAUCCGGCCCGGCACAGUGUGACUAUUGAUGAGGACGACGACUGUUUUGAGAGAGGAGUGUAUGUCGGCCUGAGAAUAACAGAUCGUGCAGAUGUAGGACGAAGAGACUCUCUGGUCCCCACUCCCAUCCCCUUCCAGAUGCUCGACAGGAAGGUUCUAGAAAAGGACCUGCCCUCUGCUCCUGAUGGUUAUAAACCCAACUCUUGUGUUAGGAGGGCUUACAGAUCUCCCACACCCCCACCUAAGUCGAAGAAGGAUAAGAAGAAGGAGUGGAAGCUGAAGAAGUUGACAGCAGCACAAAUGGCAGAGCUUGCUGCUCAUCUUGGUAACGAUGAGUUGUUCAAGAAGGAAUCGAUAGAGAUUGAUUAUGAAUUACUAAAACAGCUAGAAGAGGAAGAAGCUGCAGACCAGAAAAGGCUGUUAGAAGGACGAGACUGGGCGACAGAGACUGAAAGUUCCUCAACUUUAUCCUCUCCUGACAUAAUUGAGCAGGAGGAUGAAUCUUCUGCAUUCUCCAUGACUGACGAGUCCCCCACGCCGCCACCGCCGCCACCACGCCAGCAAAGCAAGGUCCAUUCCUCUCGCAGUAAACGCAGUGCCAAGAAAACACUCGUUAUGCAGGAGGAUGACGACGAUGAGGACGACAGCUUUGAACCGUCAGACUACAUGUCCAAGCUGCAGGACAUCAUGGCUCACGUCAAACCUGCAACUCCCUCCCCGGGUCCAACACCAGAGCCUGUCAGCACCCCUGGCUCAGAGCGACCUCCCUCCAGAAAGCAGGUACAGGGUCCUACAAAACCUGUCAAGAAAUUCGUCUCUAGGCCUGCCCCAAGUAAAGUACGGAAAAAGAGUCGAAUGAAGGAAGAUUUACUAUCUGUCAGAAGAAUGACAAUACCAAAGAUUACACCAAAGCCACAUGCCACUGAAGAGAAGAAGGCAGACACCCCACCCCCACCUCCCCCGGACCCUCUGCCCGAGUACAUUGUCUUGUUCCAGGACGAACCUUGGUUCAGGUCCUACCUUCCUGAUCCUAACCCUAGGACGUUCCCGAAAGCUAGUCUCACCCAGUUCCUGCAAAUGAUAUUGGAGGCUAUACCAAAGGCAGCGUUCCACGUGAAAGCUGAAAUCUGUCAGGCAAUCGGUUUAAUUCACACCACGUACGGAAUACCAAUCCCGACAGAUGUUAAAAUAGCAAUCCUAAACGCUUUGAAUGGUUAUCCACUGCCUAGAGUCGCCCUUCCCGAUGAAAAACAAUACAUACUCGAGGCCUUGAAACUAAUCCAAAAGCUGAACGUAAUGGACGAAUCAGUGCUAGCGGAACUGCUAGCGCAGUUCAUUGACGGAGACGAUACUGUGAGGGAACUUGUCAUGGCUCUUCUAAAAGCUCGCGGAUUGAUGAAUCAAAACACCGACCUCGAGACAGAACUAGACUCCUGGGAAACAUGGAAGCUCGAAGGUGAUCCUCGCCGUAAAGCAAAACUUAUUGAAAUGGCAGAGGAGUGGUGUAAGGAAUGGAAACAGAGAUACAACGAAUUCAUGGCCAACGUUGGAAACGAAGCUAAGAAAUCGGGCAAAACUGUAUCUGAGAUAAUGAGCAUGUUAAGUUCCCCAGGGACAAGUCCAAUAGUUUCUAUCGUUAAUUUCUUCGUAUACAAAUGCAGAGAAAAGGAGGAGUUGUUGACAAAAUCUGGUGGUGAGCCAAAGAAGACAACAGAGGGAGUGAGAAACGCUGUUAUCAGCAUGCCCGCCAUAAAGAAGAGUAAUCUGAUGAGAUUGGGAGAAAGCCACAGAAGCAAGUGUUAUCCUGAACGUGAAUCCACAUUGAGUCGGUUUCUGCCACAACUUGACCCCAGGACGCAAUCCAGGAUCAAUAUCCUCCUUCAUGGUUUCACAACAUAUGUUAAUCUGGCUCUAAAACCGAUUAAUGUCAAUCCCUUUGCCAAACCAGACAAUAAGACAACUCUAAAAGAGAAAACAAGGCCCAAGUCAUUGAAUUUGUUAUCACCGUUUAAGUAUUUCGUCCCAGAAUUGGCGACACUGUCCAUUACAGAUAAUUAGAAAUUUACAGAAGACGUUUUAUAUAGAUUUGUAGGUACAAUUUUAAGUUUUUGAACAUAAUUUAAUUCAAUGUAAAUACCAAGGCAAGUGUUAAACUGUA
Bolinopsis microptera is the source of this 4748-nucleotide messenger RNA. RefSeq lists its product as uncharacterized. The record is from RefSeq and is a predicted model, not a curated record. Gene Ontology annotation, molecular function: protein binding. NCBI's taxonomy places the organism in Eukaryota, Metazoa, Ctenophora, Tentaculata, Lobata, Bolinopsidae. The transcript has 26 exons. Bases 86 to 4648 code for a protein of 1520 amino acids.